Molecule: messenger RNA, 417 nt
Organism: Penicillium digitatum Pd1
Lineage: Eukaryota; Fungi; Ascomycota; Eurotiomycetes; Eurotiales; Aspergillaceae
Source: RefSeq, a predicted model, not a curated record
AUGGCCAAAAAGCUACUCGAAGAGCUGAGCUGGUUGCCUUUAGCUAUUAAACAGGCAGCCUCCUACAUCAAAUUCACCAACAUGUCAAUUCCACGUUACCACGAUCUCCUAAAUGGCACAAACAAGGACAAAGAAACUCUCACGAGUUGGAAUUUUCCUGAUGAGACUCGCUAUCCCCAGCUCCCAAAUGCCAUUGCUAGGAUAUGGCGUAUAUCUUUUGAAAAGAUCAACAGUUCAGAUCCUAUCGCUGCUGAUCUCCUGAAGAUAAUGUCUUAUAUUGGAUCGGAAGCAAUUCCACGAUCUCUCUUGCCCCCUUACAAAUCGGAAGCGCAACCGGAAUCUGCGAUUAGUUCGCAUGUGGAUAUGCAUUCGUCACCAAGAGAGAAGAUGGAAUCAUUCUUGACAUUCACCCUUUAG